CUGCACAAACAUUAGUGACGUCAUCAUAACGCGACUGCAGUUCCGGCAGUUUAUACGCCAGUUUCCUACAGUCUACAAAUAAAUUAUGUUUACAUCGACUUUUCCACGUUUCGAUUGUGGUUACAAAAGUCAUUUUUAAAGGUUUGUACUAAAUUGCUGCGCGGGAAAUCCGUUGCAGGGUUGAAGUGACAGAUUACAAACAUGGCAGCUGUUGACGUGGAAGAUGAGAGUAUUCUAGCUUCAAUAUUCAAAGACAGCUUCCCUGAUAACUGGAGGGACAAUCCGGAUUUCGCAGCGUACUUGUCUGAGCUCAGUUCUUACGGUGUAGAGAAAUUAAACCGGGAGCCGGAGAGAAUAGCAGAGGAGAGAGCUCAGAUAUUGCAGCAAACCCGCGAGCUUGCCUUCUCGAACUACAAGACAUUCAUUCGAACAGCUGACUGCACGGAAGAGAUUUACAAGGACUUUGGUCGUGUGGAGAGCAGCGUUUCUAAACUCCUUGACAAGUUGCCCAGCUUUGGUGAAAAAUGCAGGGGUUUCAUCAAGGAGGCAGAGGAGAUCGGAGUCAGUCGGCGAAUGAACAGCCUCACAUUGAAUCGUCACACCGAGAUCCUGGAAAUUCUAGAGAUUCCCCAGCUCAUGGACACCUGCGUACGCAACGGCUACUAUGAGGAGGCUCUGGAACUGGCAGCUUACGUAAAAAGAUUGGAGAAGAAGCACUCGUCCCUGCCUGUCAUUCAAGGAAUUGUCCAUGAAGUGCGUCAGUCAGCUCAACUCAUGCUGAACCAGCUGUUGCAGCAGCUACGCAGCAACUCCCAACUUCCUGUCUGCUUGCGGGUGAUUGGCUACCUGCGGAGGAUGGACGUUUUUAAGGAAGCAGAGCUUCGAGUCAAGUUCCUCCAGGCUCGUGGGAGCUGGCUGAACUCAAUCCUGGCCGCCAUCCCUGAUGAUGACCCCUACUUCCACAUCACCAAGACCAUUGAGGCCUGCCGCGUGCACCUCUUUGACAUUAUCACCCAAUACCGUGCUAUCUUCUCUGACGAGGACCCGCUGCUGCCGCCUGGAUGCCAAGGUGUGAACGAGAGCGCUAUCUUCCAUGGCUGGGUUGUGCAGAAGGUGGCCGAGUUCCUGGAGACCCUGGAUAAAGACCUUCAGCGAGGGGUGGGAGGUCGGCUUGAUUCCCUGCUCGGCCAGUGCAUGUACUUCGGCUUGUCCUUCAGCAGAGUUGGGGCGGAUUUCCGUGGACAGCUGGCACCUAUGUUUCAACGAGUGGCCACAGAUACAUUCCGCAAGGCCAUCCACGAGGCAGGUGACAAGUUCCAGGAAGACAUGAACAUGUAUACACUGAUCUCUUUGCCCUCCAUGUUGGGUGGCACCAUUCCUCCUGUGGCACCCAGUACCCAGCCUGGUACCCUGCAACCCCCCAUGGCCCUCCUCGACUUCCCCCCUUUGGCCUGUUUCCUCAACAACAUCCUGACUGCCUUCAAUGACCUGCGUCUGUGCUGCCCCAUAGGUCUAGCCCAAGAGGUCACCAAGUAUCUGGAGGAUGCUCUUUUCAAGGUGACCAAGCUCAUCCUGGUGUUCCACCGGGCUGAGGAGUCUGCCUUCAGCAGUAGGGAGAAGGAGCUGUUUGUCCAGUUCUGCUGUGCCUUCGCAGAGGACAUGGUGCCUUUCCUCAACCGCUGUCUCCAAGUCCUCUUCCCCCCUGCGCAGCUAGCUCUCAUACUCGGUGUUCCUCCAACACAAGUACACAAGUAUGACAGUCUUGGUUGCAUUGAUGUUCACAUGGUUCUGCAACCUCUGGAGUUCGUGCUGCCCGAAAGAGAAGUAGCUGCUCCAGAAGUGGACCUCAGCACAGAGCUGGGCAGUCUGACCACAACUGAUCCAGAACCCAUAUCUGGCGUCAGCCUGAUACCGGCAGAGGAACCACCACCAAAACCAGAACCGAUGGUAGACCCCGAAAUCAGAGAGAAGCCAAUACCCGGGAGUCCCAUCCCCCCAGAAUCAGUCCAGAGUUCUGACCCUGCGAUGGAUGCUGUACACAAUGAACCAGACACAGAGGUCAAAGGUUCAGUCAGUGAACUUUGAGGAGUAAUGUUGAGUACAACAUUCUUAAAUACUGGCUUGGCAUUAGCCAAACCUAAUAUAUAACAGGUAACUGAAAUCUUCAGAUAUCUUACCGUUUUCGUAUGUUCUUCCAUGUAUGUGGGAUGGGUUUUGUCAUGAAAUUGAGAUGGGUGUGGCAAUAAAUCAAGUCUAAAGUGACUUUGCCCUCUUA
Molecule: messenger RNA, 2275 nt
Organism: Osmerus eperlanus (European smelt)
Lineage: Eukaryota; Metazoa; Chordata; Actinopteri; Osmeriformes; Osmeridae
Gene: cog8
Product: component of oligomeric golgi complex 8
Exons: 5
Coding region: 202-2085 (627 amino acids)
Biological process (GO): intra-Golgi vesicle-mediated transport
Cellular component (GO): COG complex
Source: RefSeq, a predicted model, not a curated record